AUGGCGCAGUUUCCCUGCGACUCCAAUGGCGUUUGCAUGGUAUGCAAACGCCAGCCUCUAGAAACAGAAACUCUCCACUGUAUAACAUGCGUAACUCCAUGGCAUUUUACAUGUUUACCCCUCGCUCCCACCACUAUCGCCGAUUGGGAAUGCCCCGAUUGUUCUCAGCCAAAUCUCGCCGCCGAUUCGCUUGCUCCGUGCAUCGCCGGCGAUCUCGUUUCCUCCAUCCGCGCCAUCGAGAACGAUCCGUCGCUCACCGAUGAAGAGAAAGCGAAGAAACGCCAAGAACUCGUCGGCGGAUCUUCUACUGAAAGUGAAUCCAUCAAUAAAAGCUGUAAUGAUUCUCUUGAUAUCUUCGAUGGAAGCCUUAAUUGCUCCGUUUGCAUGCAGUUACUGGAAAGACCUGUCACUACUCCGUGCGGGCACAAUUUUUGUUUAAAGUGUUUUGAGAAAUGUAUUAGGCAAGGAAAGAACACUUGUUCGAAUUGUAGGACUGCGAUUCCGGCGAAGAUGGCGAGUAAUCCGCGGAUUAAUUCACAGUUAGCGAUGGCGAUUCGUAAUGCGAAGCUAGCGAGAUCGGAGGGUGGUGUUGGAGGAAGUGGCGGUUCGAAAGUUUAUCAUGCUGUGAUUAAUGAUGAGCUUCCUGAUACUGCUUUUACUACGGAGAGGGCGAAGAAAACAGGGAAGGCGAAUGCUUGUAGUGGGAAGAUAUUUGUGACGAUUGCGAAAGAUCAUUUUGGGCCGAUUGUUGCUGAGAAUGAUCCAACGAGGAACCGUGGGGUUCUUGUUGGGGAUUCGUGGGAGGAUAGGAUGGAAUGUAGGCAAUGGGGGGCUCAUUUCCCUCAUGUUGCUGGGAUUGCGGGGCAGAGUACUCAUGGUGCUCAGUCUGUUGCUCUUUCGGGUGGUUAUGUUGAUGAUGAAGAUCAUGGUGAGUGGUUUCUUUAUACUGGAAGUGGUGGAAGAGAUCUUAGUGGUAAUAAACGUACCAAUAAAGAUCAGUCUUUUGAUCAGAAGUUUGAGAGUUAUAAUGAGGCUUUGAGAGUCAGUUGUCGAAAAGGUUAUCCUGUUCGUGUUGUUAGGUCCCACAAGGAGAAACGUUCCUCUUAUGCACCGGAAGAAGGAGUGAGAUACGACGGCGUUUAUAGAAUUGAGAAAUGCUGGCGCAAAAUUGGAAUACAAGGUCAUAAGGUUUGCAGGUAUUUGUUUGUGAGGUGUGACAAUGAGCCAGCACCAUGGACAAGUGAUUUAUCCGGAGACCGUCCCCGUUCACUACCUCUAAUUGAGGAGUUUAAGGGUGCAACUGAUAUUACUGAAAGAAAGGGUGAUCCAUCAUGGGACUUUGAUGAGAAAAAGGGCUGCUGGUUGUGGAAGAAGCCCCCACCACUAAGUAAAAAAACAAGCAAAAGGGUGUCCUCCAAAAGCAAGGAUAAGCUGCUGAAAGAUUUUGGUUGCAAUAUAUGUCACAAAGUGCUGUCUUCCCCUCUUACUACUCCUUGUGCUCACAAUUUCUGCAAAGCCUGCCUGGAGGAUGCCUUUUCUGGCCAAAGCUAUAUCAGACAGAGGGCAUCUCAAAGUGGACGCUCUUUGCGGACACGGAAGAACAUUAUGAAAUGCCCUACUUGUUCAGCUGAUAUAGCUGAUUAUCUUCAGAAUCCGCAGGUUAAUAGAGAAAUGAUGGGUGUCAUAGAAUCACUCCAGCGACAGACUGAGCAGCAGAUGGAGGAGAGUUCUGAAGAAUUAAGUGCUAAAAGUGAUGAAAACCUCAUGCUGGAUGAGGAGAUGGAGGUUUCAAAGCCCUGUGAUUCAGGUGAAAAAGUCUUGAAGGAGAUUAAUACAGAUUUGGAUCCUCCAAAGAAGGGGAGGAAAGUUGCCGGUGGCAAGGUUGUGGUGAACUUGGAGGAACAUAUUGACGAUGCAGUAGUAGAAAGCGAAGCAAUGGAUUUUGAUUAA
Molecule: messenger RNA, 1950 nt
Organism: Vicia faba (fava bean)
Lineage: Eukaryota; Viridiplantae; Streptophyta; Magnoliopsida; Fabales; Fabaceae
Source: the annotation of a GenBank genome assembly